CCUGACAUCCGAGUCUGUGCCAAGCAGUGAAAAAAGACCUCAGCAAUUCCACUCUGCAAGGUGUGCUGAGACAGAUUUUGUCUUUGACAGCUUAUUUAACAUCUUGCUUUGAUGUUACGUAGCAGGUGAAAGAUAUCCAGAAUGGCAACUACUGAAAAUGCAGAAUCGGGUUUACAAGAGAGCAGAGGUGACAGCAGAACACCAAAGUCUGACACAGAAUAUCCCUUGAAAGUGCUUUACUGUGGAGUCUGCUCCUUGCCUGUAGAGUAUUGUGAAUAUAUGCCUGAUGUAAAUAAAUGUAGACUGUGGCUAGAGAAGAACUUCCCAGGUGAAUUUUCCAAACUUACUGUAGGUAAUUCUCCUAAGCAGGAUGCUGGCGGUGGUGAACCACAAACUGUAGGAGGAGGAGAGGAAGAAGAAAAGAAGAAACAGAAGAGAGGCGGUAGAGGUCAAAUUAAACAGAAAAAGCGAACAGUACCUCAGAAGGUUACAAUAGCCAAAAUACCAAGAGCAAAGAAGAAAUAUGUAACAAGAGUAUGCGGCCUUGCAACAUUUGAAAUUGACCUGAAAGAAGCACAAAGGUUCUUUGCCCAGAAGUUUUCUUGUGGAGCAUCCGUUACAGCAGAGGAUGAAAUAAUUAUUCAAGGAGAUUUUACAGAUGAUAUCACUGAAGUCAUUCAGGAGAAGUGGCCAGAGGUGGAUGAUGACAGCAUUGAAGACCUUGGAGAAGUAAAGAAGUGAUCAGUUCAAUACAAUGGACUAUAACAUAAAACCAAAUUUAGCAUAGGCAUCCAGUGCAGAAAAACACAACUUCUGAAAACAUUUUAUUUACGUUAUCGAACUGUGGAGUACCCCUUACUUUGGUAUUUUUCUGUAAAAGGCUGCUUAUUGUUUUGUUUUUUUUUGCCAAAUUUACAUUAAAACUGUACUGCAUUGUGACAUUGCUGCACUAAAGAGGUCUUUAGAUGAGUAAAGCACUGAUUUUGGUCUCGUA
This is a messenger RNA of Protopterus annectens (West African lungfish), 994 nucleotides long. It is a transcript of the gene DENR, whose product is annotated as density regulated re-initiation and release factor. Gene Ontology annotation, molecular function: translation initiation factor activity; mRNA binding. The record is from RefSeq and is a predicted model, not a curated record. NCBI's taxonomy places the organism in Eukaryota, Metazoa, Chordata, Ceratodontiformes, Protopteridae. The transcript has 8 exons. Gene Ontology annotation, biological process: formation of translation preinitiation complex; translation reinitiation. The coding region runs from base 142 to 741 and encodes 199 amino acids.